AUGCAUGAAGUGUUCACAAGACUAGUUGGUGCUGCAGUGACAGCAGUUGAAAAAAUAGCAAAGUUCAUAGUGCCAGAUGCACCUGAGGAAAUCACAGAGGAAGCAUCUGAUCCAAUGGGAAUCUCACCCGGAGAAUAUCGGCAGAUAUACAAGGGUAUUCAGGACGUAAUAGAAAACAAUGAUGAAUUAGGCGAAGAAGAGAUCAAUAAGAUAUCUUCCCUAUUGAACACAGUCGUACAAGAAGAAGAUCUACCAGAAUACAUUGAAAGUAUGCGGUUCCUUAAGGAACUGGCCCAAGGGAAAGGGAUAGACACAAAGAAGGAAGAAAAGUUCAUAAGGUACGUCUCAGGAAAAGAAAAAAGAAAGUGCGAAGAGUCUGGUGUAAGUGAAGAGUACACAGAGAAGGUAGAAAAAAAAGAAAGUGAAGUAAAGUGCAGGAAAACCAGCGUAGAAAGUACAAUGGACCCGGCUGUUGCAGUUGACACUGGGAAUGAAAGAAGAAAUAUCACUGGGUUCACAGCAGAGGACUUUGAUGAGACUGUCGACUGGGAGGGAGAGAGAAGAAAGGAAAUGAAGAAAAUUGAUGAUGUCCUGGCCCUGGGACUAAAUCCUUUUAACCGGUUCAGAGAUGAAGAUGGAACAGUAAAGUACCCAGACAUAGAUGAUGAUGCAGAGUUAAUCAAGUACGACGAGGGAAGAAAUGUGCUCAAGAUAUGCCUGCAUGAUGACCCACGAAGAGGCAAAUACCUGCCGUAUUACUGCAUACACCCAACAGAAAAUAGAAUAGUUAGGUCCAUGGGAAUAGCACCAGGUGCAAUAGAAAGCCUGACGAAGAUGCAAAUGAAAGAGCGUGGAUUCAUAAGAGAUGAAGGCCGCCUGGAGAGAGAUAGAGUCCAUGCAGAGAAGACUGACAGAUGGUCAAAGAUUAUCCGAGAGCAGAAGGAAAGAGAAAAGAAAGAACAGGAAAGAAAACUCGCAGAAGCAAGAAAAAGGUUUAAUGAUGAGUACGCGGAAAGAGAAAGACUAAGACUUCUGCAGGAAGAAGAACUCAAGAAAAGAGAAAUAACCAGCAAGAGAGACCCAAUCUAUGAAAGAAUUGCACAGAUAAAUGAGACAAUAGACAAAGAGAGGGCAGGAAGAGACUAUAAGAUAAUACAGUCAGUGAAGAAGACACCAGAGGCCCAGAAAGAACUAGACAACCUCAUACACGAUGCCAUACGCGAAACAUCAAAGGGCCUGUAUGACCAGCACCACUACAAAGGCGCAAUGGAUCUAUAUGAAGGAUCAAAGGCAUCAGCUGAAAAGACAAAAGUGCAAAGAGACCAAACAUUCCCGAAAGAGUCAGAAAUCUCAAAGAAUAAAGAUAUCCAGAUACCAGAAGAUACUCUCACAAGAAGUACCCUAGGAUCAGGAAUAAACAUAAAUAAUCCGUUGCAAAGUACUCACAAUAUACCCACUAGUACACUCUUCAACACACAAGAUAAUGUAUACAGUAAAGAGACAGGCAGCUUAGACAAAGAAAUAUCACAGAAGAAUGAUAAAGAAUUUGCAAGGAAAGAUGCACCGUAUACUACACCUAGUAAGAGUACUAGUCCAUUUGGUACAGCAGGCUUCCCUGGUCUCGGAGAAAGAAGAGAGACAAGUUCUAUCCUGAAGGAUAGUCCAUUUACCAUGGGAGAGAGUGCAGAUAGAAGUGCACUAUCAGGUACUGGAUUAUUUGGCAGUUCUAUUAAUAAUAGUCUAGACAGCUUUGAUGACAGAAGCAGAGACAGUACACAAAUGGAAUCAUCAAAUACCCCAACAACUGACUCGAUUAAUCUGCCAAGAGACACUCUGGAACUGCCCCAGAAGAAAGACACUGGUAUAAAUACGCCUAGAAGUGUUCUAGUAAGCGAACAAUCUUCCCCUAGUAUCAGCCAGGAGAGUAAUAAUAGCCCAAGCCAAAGCAGCAUAAACUCACAGCAGACUGGAAGUACACUCUUUGGUUCUGGCUUGGGAAGACAACCAGAGACAGUUAAGGAUGAAAUAACUGAUAGUAAGACUGCAGCCACAGAUAUUAUAGAUAGAAAGAGAAGAUCUUCAGAUGAAACUUCUUCUGCUGGUACUUCACUCAAUGGGGAAGUUGACUACUCCCAGUCACCACUGGCUGCCUUCCAGAAAAGAAUCAUGUUGUCACAGAACACUCAAGAGACACCUUCCCGCAUACAGCCAAGUACUGGCCUAUUUUCUGCCUCAAGCAUGGAUCAAACAGCCCCAAAGACAACUGCCUUUCCAGAGAGUCAGCCUAGUACUGGCCCAAGUAUGCGCAGUAAUAGUCUAUUCUCAAGUGAAAGACCUGCAUUCAGUGGAUUUUCAACGGAAAAAUCAAAUCUGUUCCCAGGAAGUGCAUCCCACCCAGAGACAGCACAGCCUCAGUCAUCGUCUUCCAUUUUCAAUCAAACCCCCAUGGGUGCACAAGGGAGUGUAUUUGGGUCAAUUGGCACAAAUACCAUGCAGAACAUGACAGGAAUUCAGACACCUGCAUCCUCCAUGAGCAGCAGAUUCAGUGCAACUGAUAGACCUGGUGCAGCAGAAUCCCCUGCCAUGAAGAGACAAGAUGGUCUGGCUGGGACAACAUCAUCUCUAUUCAGCCAAAACAACAUGAGCACUCAGGACAGAGCACAAGCUCAAAAUCCACCUGGAACACAGAGCCCAUUAGGAAACAGCUUCUCAAAUCUGACAGGCACAAUGAACACAACAAACCCAUUCGGAACAACAAGCAGCUUUGGUGGUGCAAAGCCCAUGUUCUCAAACCCACAGGCAUCGCCAUUCUCAAAUCCAAACCCACAAUUCCCCACAGGAGCCCAGGGAAAUAAUAUGCAAGGUGAAACUAAUCCAUUUGCAAAUAAUUCGGAUGGAAAUACUGGAUAUACGAACCCCUUUGCUGGAAAGGAUACUGUCAGGAAGAGAUCUUCCUUCAUGUUCAAAAAAUAA
Molecule: messenger RNA, 2973 nt
Organism: Nematocida ausubeli
Lineage: Eukaryota; Fungi; Microsporidia
Exons: 1
Coding region: 1-2973 (990 amino acids)
Source: RefSeq, a predicted model, not a curated record